Ogataea philodendri is the source of this 1050-nucleotide messenger RNA. RefSeq lists its product as uncharacterized. The transcript has a single exon. The record is from RefSeq and is a predicted model, not a curated record. The coding region runs from base 1 to 1050 and encodes 349 amino acids. NCBI's taxonomy places the organism in Eukaryota, Fungi, Ascomycota, Pichiomycetes, Pichiales, Pichiaceae. Gene Ontology annotation, biological process: steroid biosynthetic process. Gene Ontology annotation, molecular function: 3-beta-hydroxy-Delta5-steroid dehydrogenase (NAD+) activity.
AUGUCAAUUGAUUCUGUCAUUUUAGUUGGAGGCGCUGGUUUUCUUGGACUGCACCUGAUCGAGCAGUUCUGGCGUUUAGAUAACUGCCCGAAGAUCAGCGUGUUUGACGUUCGCCCAUUGCCGGAGAAAAUCUCGUCGUAUUUCUCGUUUGACCCGGCCCAGAUCGACGUGUUUGUGGGCGACCUCACUUCCGAAAAGGACGUGAAAGAUGCCAUCGAAAAGUUUAGACCAGACGUCAUUGUCCAUUCGGCUUCUCCAAUGCACGGACUGGCCCAGGAAAUAUACGAAAAAGUCAACGUCCAGGGAACAGCCAAUCUGAUCAAAUGUUCCAGAGAAAUGAAAAUUCAGUCUCUUGUGUACACCUCGUCCGCUGGUGUGAUUUUCAACGGCCAGGAUAUCUACAACGCAGACGAAAGAUGGCCGAUCCCGGAAAUCCCAAUGGACGGCUACAACGAAACAAAGGCUACGGCCGAGAAAAUGGUGAUGGAAGCAAAUUCUCCAAAGGAUAACUUUUACACAGUCAGUUUGAGACCCGCAGGGAUCUUCGGUCCGGGAGACCGUCAAUUGGUGCCUGGUCUGAGACAGGUGCUUAAAAAUGGCCAGUCCAAGUUCCAGGUCGGAGAUAACAAUAACCUAUUUGACUGGACAUAUGCCGGUAACGUUGCUGAUGCACACGUUUUCGCAGCACAGAAACUUCAGGAAGCCAAGUCGCGCGAACUAAUUGGCGGAGAAACCUUUUUCAUCACCAACGACUCGCCAACGUACUUCUGGACUCUGGCCAGAACCGUUUGGAAAGCCGACGGCCACAUUGACAAGAGAAACAUUGUUCUGAGUCGGUCUGUGGCCAUUGCCAUCGGAUACGUGUCGGAGAAAGUGUGUGCUCUGAUCGGAAAGGAAGCGGGACUCACGCCGUUCAGAGUCAAGGUUGCCUGUGCAAACAGAUACCACAACAUCUCUAAGGCCAAAGAGCUUCUUGGGUACAAGCCUCGGGUGUCCAUUGCGGACGGAAUCAAGUACACGCUCGACUGGAUGGACGAGGCCAAGGCCUAA